UAACGCUCCACGGCUUUCUCGUGAGCCUCGACGCGUCUCUUGGUCGCGCCACGUUAUAACGGUCGACGAAGCUUUAGGAGGCGGCAGCGGACGGGCCAUCAGCAGCAGGAGUGGAAUGUAUACACAACACAAAGUACGGUCGAACCUUCACGCACUCGCUCCUUACACGAAGCCGACGUGCACGGACAAGCAUCGUCAGUAAUUGAGGCCACCAUGAAGGCCAGUUUCCUGCUCCUGCUCGUGCUGGGAGCCUCGGAGGCGGCCAGGAUCUUGUCCGUCGUGCCGUUCCCGGCCGUCAGCCACCAGGGACCCCUCAGGACGAUGAGUCUCGAACUGGCCAGGAGGGGCCACCAGGUCACCUUCAUCACCACCAACCCGUCCAAGAAAAACAUUGCGAAUUUCACAGAAAUUGACAUAUCUGCCUCAUACAAAUACCUGAGAACAACCUCUGAUUGGAUGGGGAUGGCCCAUUGGACAGCAACUGACAUGGUAUUUUCAUGGAAGCGCCUAGGGGCUGCUCUGUGCGAGGGAGAACUGAGUUCUCCGGAAAUGCAGGAAUUCAUAAAGUCAGCUCCAAAGUUCGACCUGGUUAUUUUGGAACGAUUGCUGACGCCGUGCUUCUACGGAUUAAUUCAUAAAGUGGGCUCCCCGCCUCUCAUCGGAUACAUUACCGUAGGCGCCAUUAUACCCAGCCUCUGGACUGAUGGCAAUCCCAGUAAUCCAGCUUACCUUCCAGACAGCGUGGUCACUUCUUCACACCGUAUGUCAUUCUGGGAGAGACUUUACAUGACAUAUAUAUGGCUAUACACCAAUUAUUACUACUUCUGCGUAAUGAUGCCGGAUCAAGACAAAAUCCAGAGAAAAUAUUUCGGGCCAGACGUUCCAUCGGUUUAUGAAACUGAAAAAAAUUUCAGUUUAAUGCUCAUAAACAAUCACUUCAGUAUAAACUACCCCCGACCGCAUCUGCCAAACAUGAUAGAGCUGACUGGACUGCAUGUGGAAACCGAUUCGCCGCCUCUUCCUAAGGACAUACGAGAUUGGCUGGACGGUGCCGAAUAUGGCGCCGUGUAUUUCAGUCUGGGAUCCACUCUGCAGGCGAGUACGAUGCCAGAAAAUAAAAGGCUGGCGUUCCUCGACGCUUUCAAGAAAAUCCCACAGAGGGUGCUGUGGAAGUGGGAGGCCGACAUGGAUGAUCUGCCACCCAACGUCAAAGUCUCAAAGUGGCUGCCUCAGCAGUCUGUACUGGCACAUCCCAAUGUGUGUGUGUUCAUCACUCAGGGCGGUCUGCAGAGCUUUAACGAGGCAGCCUAUUACGGAGUUCCUCUACUGGGGAUUCCUUUUUUCGGCGACCAGCACCACAACGUGGCGAAAAUGGUCGACGCCGGCAUCGGCAUUGAGCUCAAAUUCUGGGACGUCACGAGAGACUCGAUUGUCGAUGCCAUUCGAAGGCUUACUGAUGAUAAAAGGUUCAACGAAAACAUGAAGCAGUUCUCAGCUGUCUAUCGUGAGCAUAAGGAAGAGAGCCUUCCUAAAGCCAUGUGGUGGAUCGAGUAUGUACUUCGACAUAACGGGGCUCCACAUCUCCGCAGUGCUGCAAGAGACCUGACCUGGUACCAAUACCUGCUUCUAGAUGUCAUUGGCUUUGCGUUGGCUAUUGUAGUCUGCUUUUGUAUAUCUCUAUAUUGUAUAGUUAGGUUUCUGACCUCCACACUACUUCAAUUUAAGAAACUCAAAACCAGUUGAGAACCUAAUAUUGUGUUACACAGAAGUAUCUUUGCAUGUUAAUUUAUUGAAAAACUCUGUGUCUGGAAUGGAAUAGUGAAAUAGAUUCAUGCACACUGAUUCGUAAAGUCUUUGUCAAGAUUGUGUAAUUUGAACUGCAAGGAUAUAACUUUUAAAUCUCAUUUACUUGGCGUCACAGGUGGGAAAAACUGUGAGUGUAUAAAUUCACUGUGUUUGAUGUAAUUUAAACUGCAUGCCAAAUGAAUUUUCUCUUGUUUCCGCAGAUAUUUGCAAUUUUGUUUGUGAAGUGUGUAGGUGGAGUCAGAUCAAACAAAUACAGUGCGUCAUGUCUCUUACGCGACGCCCAGCGUCGUUUUGUUUCCUGUUACAAACAAACUGAUUUCUGCAUACAUUUUUACAGUAUUUCUAAAUAAAGUACUUUAUCAUCUACAGGAUACUUCAUUGAAUAAAAACAUUCCGAAACAGCUAA
This is a messenger RNA of Schistocerca gregaria, 2212 nucleotides long. Its product is annotated as UDP-glucosyltransferase 2-like. Gene Ontology annotation, molecular function: UDP-glycosyltransferase activity. The transcript has 7 exons. NCBI's taxonomy places the organism in Eukaryota, Metazoa, Arthropoda, Insecta, Orthoptera, Acrididae. The record is from RefSeq and is a predicted model, not a curated record. Bases 214 to 1743 code for a protein of 509 amino acids.